Aspergillus melleus is the source of this 948-nucleotide messenger RNA. RefSeq lists its product as uncharacterized. NCBI's taxonomy places the organism in Eukaryota, Fungi, Ascomycota, Eurotiomycetes, Eurotiales, Aspergillaceae. The coding region runs from base 1 to 948 and encodes 315 amino acids. The record is from RefSeq and is a predicted model, not a curated record. The transcript has a single exon.
AUGUCCAAUCUUCCCAAAAUCGUCAUCUUUGGCGCCACCGGCCAACAAGGCCGCUCGAUCCUCAACGCCUUACACACCCACCCUCUCAUAUCCCAGCAAUACUCACUACGCGCUAUAACCCGCGAUACGAGCAGUCCCUCGGCCCUCUCCAUCACCUCACAAGGCAUUGAGACCAUUUCCGCGGACAUCGAUAACCCAUCCACUCUCCCAGCCGCCCUAGAAAACGCACACACCGUCAUCCUAAUAACGGUAACCAACUACACCGCAGACCUGAAGGCCCGCGAGUACACACAGACCAAAAACGUCGCCGACGCAGCCCUCGCCGCCGGUGCAAAACACAUCAUCUUCAGCACAGCCGUGCACAGCAGCAAGACAUGGAACGCAGAUACCAGCAAGGGGACAAGUCCUCGACCGGUAGACGCAUUCGACUCAAAGGCCGAAGCAGAGAAAUAUCUGCGCAGCUUACCCAUUAAAACGACAUUCUUCGCACCGGGGGGGUUCAUGCAGAACUGCGUGACGUUUUUUGCUCCCAGAAGACAAGACGAUGGGAGUUAUGUGAUUGCAAACGUGGUGGACAGGGAUGCUAAGAUCCCGUUGAUUGAUAUCGAGCGUGAUUCGGGGACGUAUGUGUCGAAGUUGGUGGUUGAUGGCGGCGCGGGAGAGACGUUGUACGCGGCUGGGGGGAUGUAUAGUUGGGAAGAUAUCGUGGGGAUUAUAUCCCGUGUGUCGGGGAAGGAUGUUAGGUAUGUGCAGGUGCCGGAGGAUGUGUUUGCGGGUUUCAUGCAGCCGGAACAAGGCAUGAGGACGGUGAACAUGAUGAAGUUCACUGAGGAGGUGGGGUAUUUUGGGCCUAGGACGGAGGAAUUGGUCAGGGAGAGUAAUGAGAAGGUGGACGGGAAGGUGACGAGGUUUGAGGAGUUUGCAGAGAAGUAUCUUGUUAGUAUUUAG